AUGCCACGAGUGGUUACUGUCGCCUUGUAUCAUCGAGAUCAUCUUUCCAAAGGUCACUCUCGGCGAGUUUUUGGCUACGAAGCUUAUCAUUGGGGAAUUAUUGUCAUGCCGGAAACUAGUCAAGGGCGAGAUUGUAAUGCUUAUGAAGCUACUGAUGCAUCCGAGAUCAACCCUAUCACAUUCCGGAUGAACAAUCCUCACAUGGAUUGGUGGUUCUGCGAAAAAGAACAUAUUGACCCCGAGCUUAGUUCUAAGCUUAUUGGGCGGAUUAUUAUUGGUCAGAUACCGGAGAAUGUUUCGGACCCUCAACUUCAUGAUUCCUUUUUCAGCGUCCCUUUACCGGUCAAAAACACGAAUCCGCAGCAGAGCUGCGUCACUUGGACCGUGGAUGCUAUUUUGGCCCUCCAAGAGCAGAAUUGGGCAUGGAAAUUCGAUAUUGAGCCAUUCAAGGAUUGGGCGCUCGCUUACGCCGACGAAAGAAUGAACGGGCCAAGUUCUAGGCAGCCGAAGGUGGCAACAUACGGUGGACAAAACUGA
Molecule: messenger RNA, 537 nt
Organism: Metarhizium acridum CQMa 102
Lineage: Eukaryota; Fungi; Ascomycota; Sordariomycetes; Hypocreales; Clavicipitaceae
Source: RefSeq, a predicted model, not a curated record